Sinocyclocheilus rhinocerous is the source of this 2467-nucleotide messenger RNA. It is a transcript of the gene anos1b, whose product is annotated as anosmin 1b. The transcript has 14 exons. The record is from RefSeq and is a predicted model, not a curated record. NCBI's taxonomy places the organism in Eukaryota, Metazoa, Chordata, Actinopteri, Cypriniformes, Cyprinidae. Gene Ontology annotation, cellular component: cell surface; extracellular region. The coding region runs from base 66 to 1988 and encodes 640 amino acids. Gene Ontology annotation, biological process: neuron differentiation. Gene Ontology annotation, molecular function: peptidase inhibitor activity; protein binding.
AGCGCAUCCAGUGCAUUCAGCCGCACCACCGUCAACGCACAUUUACGUGAACGUCCUCAUUGAAGAUGGUGUUAAUGAGGAAGGUCUGCUGCUUUCUGCUCUGUUGUGUUUUUGAAGCGAGCGUUGCGCGCCGGACCGAAGAAGCGGAUACCUUGGAGAAGACUGAAAGCGCGCGCUGCGUCUCGCGCUGCCUGACGCUUCACAUCACGCAGAUCACCGCGUUAUUCAAACACCUGCAGAAUGACCGUGUGUUGGACUGGUGUGAGGACCACAGGAGAUGUUCACAGUGCCUACAACCAUGCAAGGAACUAUGGGAAACAAGGCGAGCCCUGUCUCCCAAGACCUGCGAGAAGCAUCACGAGUGUGUGACCAGUGCUGAGUUUCUGCGCUCGCUGCGGUCACAGAAGCAGGGCGACUGUCCUCCGCCCCAGCGGGCGUCUGGAUUCGCUGCAGCCUGUGUGGAGGGCUGUGCGGUCGACCUCGAGUGCUCCGGCUUCAAGAAGUGCUGCUCAAACGGCUGUGGACACACCUGCCAGUCCCCGGCCAACCUUUACAGAGGAGUGCCUUUGAAGCCAAGGAGAGACAUUUCCUUUUCCGAGGACCAGCACGGUCAUCUGAAGGUGAGGUGGAUGUCCAAGUUUAACGUCUCUGUUGAGCCGGUUCUGUAUGUUCUUCAGAGGAGGUGGAAUCAUGGGAUUCACCCCAGCGAGGACGACGCAUCGGCCUGGCAGACCGUUCUCAUGACCAUGGAGGACCGCUCCGUGUUGAAGGACAUCCGGCCCCACAGGUGGUACCAGUUUCGAGUUAGCGCAGUCAACAGUCAGGGCACAAGAGGCUUCACCACUCCCAGCAAGCAUUUCUUUUCUGUACGAGAUCCGUUUCCCCCAGAGACCCCACAGAAUGCCAGAAUAGGGAACCAGACGGUUCACCCUGACGGCACGGUGAGUGUUCUGGUCCUGUGGGAGGCCCCCGGGGAGAGCGACUUGGUGGUCCACCAUUACAAGGUGACCUGGAGCACUCGAGGAACACCCCCAACCAGCCAGAGCCGGGCUGGACGGGUCACAGAUAGGGAUGUAACUCAGAUGGAGCUUCAGGGUCUACAGCCCAACACGCACUACACUGCACAGAUUCAGGCCAUCUCUUACUGGGGUCAGAAUCGGCUCAAGAGCAGCCGAGCUCACCUCUCCUUCUUCACUGCUGCAGCCACCUCAUCCUCAAAUGGGAAUGUCCACCUUUCCGGAGAGUUCUCCAAUGAGAUUCCCGUGUCCCAUUCCUCUCCCAGUAUCCUGAGGCUGGAAGCGGCCGCCCCUCAUUAUCACGACAACCAGCUGCAGGUCAAGGUCUUCUGGAAGAGCCGAAUCACAGAAAGCCAGAAGGAUUCCAGUUCAUAUAUUCUGAGAUGGUUUCCUGAAGUUUGUGCCCAUAAUGUGACGAAAGGCGAGAAAACAGCCAUAGUUCAGGGAACACAUUUUGUGAUUACUGGCCUGCUGUUUGCCUGUAAGUACCGCGUGGCAGUGAAGCCCGUUACGGGACAAGAGCAGAGGUCAGAGGUCAUGACCUCUGUAACCACCCCACUUUGCUCAUCGCUGAUGGGCCGACGGAAAAAACCUGUUGCCUGCGCCAGAGAUGAGCGCCGUCCUCAGGGUAAGAAAGGCCUGCAGCGGCCAGAGAAGCUGGCAGCAUGGUUUCAGCCGGCGAACGGCUCGGUGCAGGCCGUGUUUAGCUGGCAGGUGUCUCCAGAGAGCACGGGACAGACCCCCAUCACUGGAUUCCAGCUCUCCUGGCUCAAAGUGUCCCGCAGCAGCACCAACGGCACGCUCGUCUCCCAAACACACCUCCUGCCCCCCGAUCAGCGCUCUCUGACAGUAGACGCGCUGCAGCCCCAGAGCGAGUACAGAGUGCAGCUGCAGGUCCUGUCUGGAGCAGGGCACGGACCCUCGGUGUCUAAGACCCUCCACACUCCUCACGUGAACGGCACACUCCUCUGAGAUGGAGGAAAGAAGUGAGGAAUCAAGCUACUCUUAUAUGAUACAGUGCUUGUGUUGCUCCUCAUUUGGACAGGUGUGUCUGUUAAAGGACUAAAUGUAAAGCACUCUUCAUCAUCAGAGAGACAGUGUCUGCUGUUAUGGAGUCGGUGUAAUGGGACGAGAGCACUCGCACCAGACCGGCGUGAUCACAGAAGAAAACAACAUCGACGUGAAGGCUUUAGAUCGGUGUACUGUAAUAUAGGAAUGAUGAAUAACCAAAUUAUGCUUUUGUUAUGCAAAAAAUUAGUAGCACUGAUGUAUUUAGUAUGUAGUUGCAUAUAGUUAUGCGCCACAUUAUUUUAUUAACAUUUGUUUUUCAUACAGAAGUUUAAUGUGCUUUUACUCAAUGGGCCUCAUUCAUGAAACACAAGCAGUAUGAAUGUCUUAAAAGCUUGUGAAACCCCACAUGAAAAAAUACUAUAGUAAUUUAUAGUAAAUGC